Molecule: messenger RNA, 1509 nt
Organism: Penicillium paradoxum
Lineage: Eukaryota; Fungi; Ascomycota; Eurotiomycetes; Eurotiales; Aspergillaceae
Product: DNA primase subunit PRI1
Exons: 3
Coding region: 1-1509 (502 amino acids)
Biological process (GO): DNA replication, synthesis of primer
Cellular component (GO): alpha DNA polymerase:primase complex
Source: RefSeq, a predicted model, not a curated record
AUGCCUCACUCCAUAUCGCCCAGUGCUGCACAAAAUGAUGAGGAAAUGCCAGACGCUCCUCCAGCGGAGACCUCAAUUGCGAAUAAUGUGAAAUUGGAGGAUAUGUUCGACGAUGAUGACGAUGAGUUCCCGGAUUCCGGAGAUGUGAAAAUGGAAUCCCCAGCUGCGAAAGAAGAGCCUCCGGCCCCUACACCCUCAGGCGUAGACUCGGAUGUCAUGCUUGCCUUCUAUCAACGACUUUUCCCCUUCCGAUACCUUUUUCAAUGGCUGAACCAUGGAAUCGUACCAACCAAGGACUUCGGUAAUCGCGAAUUUGCACUUACUUUGCAAAACGACGCCUACCUUCGAUACCAAUCAUACCCCACUGCAGACCUCUUCCGGAAGGACAUACUCAGGUUGAACCCUCCUCGCUUCGAAAUCGGGCCUGUUUAUAGCACCAAUCCACGCGAUCGCAAAACUCUACGAGGCGGGCAAAUGAAACCAGUAUCCAAGGAGCUGGUCUUCGAUAUUGAUUUGACUGAUUAUGAUGACAUCCGAACAUGUUGCGUCAAAGCAAAUAUCUGCGCUAAGUGCUGGUCCUUCGUCACAAUGGCAAUCAAGGUGAUCGACACUGCACUGAGGGAAGACUUCGGGUUUGAACACAUUCUCUGGGUUUACUCAGGUCGACGUGGUGCUCACGCCUGGGUGUGCGAUCCUCGCGCGCGCAAUUUGUCAGAUGAUCGACGACGAGCCAUUGCUGGUUACCUCGAGGUUAUUCGUGGAGGGUCACAAAGCGGCAAGAAAGUCAACCUCAAACGACCACUACACCCUCACAUCGUGCGCAGUCUUGAAUUGCUCAAGCACGACUUCGCCCGGACAACCCUCAUUGAUCAAGACACAUUUGAGUCUAUUGAGCAGGCAGAACGCCUUUUGUCUUUGUUACCCGACAAGGCGUUGAACGAAUCUCUACGAAGAAAAUGGGACUCCUCUCCAGAACGUGCCAGCACUAGUAAAUGGGCCGAUAUCGAUUCACUCGCCAAGACCGGGAAAAGCAGCACGCUCAACCCAGCCACCCUUCGUGAUGCGAAGCAAGAUAUUGUUUUGGAAUACACCUAUCCACGCCUGGAUGCCGAGGUCAGCAAGAAGAUGAUUCACUUACUGAAAAGCCCUUUCGUUAUUCACCCUGGCACUGGCCGUAUUUGUGUUCCCAUCGAUCCACACAAUGCCGAAAACUUCGAUCCUCUCUCCGUCCCGACAGUGAUGAACCUGCUCACAGAGAUCGAUGAAUACGAUGCGAAACACCCUGCUGGAACAGCGGAUGCUGAUGUUCCCGAAGUAGAAGGCAGUGCGAUGAACGGCUCCGACAUGAAGGGUGGUCGCAAGUUGCAGGACUAUGAGAAGACCAGCCUGAAGCCUUAUAUCGAUUUCUUCCGCUCCUUUAUCGCAGGUCUUUUGAAGGAAGAGCGUGCUGGAAAGCGGGAACGCGAUGAAAGUGGCCCGGCCAUCAAGUCCGAUCCCAUGGAGUUCUAG